This is a messenger RNA of Racocetra persica, 1265 nucleotides long. The record is from the annotation of a GenBank genome assembly. NCBI's taxonomy places the organism in Eukaryota, Fungi, Glomeromycota, Glomeromycetes, Diversisporales, Gigasporaceae.
AUGGACGCCCAAAAACAACAUAAUGUCAGUAAAAAUUCACCUAUAACUAACAAUUACCAGCAGCAAACUGUCACUCUUACUUCAUCAAACAAUCUGGCUUCUGCAAAUUCCCUAAAUUUUUCUCAGCAGUCUACCGCUUCAACUUUUCCAUUGUCGAACGAUAUUUUAUCAACUUCUAACGGUUCUGAUGAUAAUUCUUGUUCAGAGUCAGUAAUGAUGUCACCUUAUUCUAUUAUUCUAAAUUCCGGAGAGUUAACAAUGGAAGAUACUUACUAUGAAGAUGAGUUUUUCUUUGAACCUUUGGAAUCCCCGGCAUUAGUAGAUCCAUACAUCUAUUUGUCGCCUGCCCUAACCUCUUCAAUCUCUCAAUCGGAUCAAGCUAUGUGUUUAUCAGAUAGUCUGACAAGACGACGUAAUCAGAACAAUCAUCCUUAUUCUCCGUCGAACAAUCAAAAUAUAGAAAGAAAUAAUUCUUUUGAGCAAAUCCAGAUAAAAGAACCUACUAGUCACAGCGAUGAUAAUACUGAUCCUGAGAAUAACAACAUUACUAGUAACAUAAUACCAACUAUAAUGACAGGUUCACCUUCCAUACAACCAAAUUCGAGCAUGUCAUUAUCAUUACCUUCGACGAAUAUUAUGAUAACGUCAUCCAUAACUGCGCAGGAGCCUAUGCCAAACUUGUCCCUUGGUAGUAAUCUUGUAUCCGAAGUAGCGUCGACACAAUCUCCAUUCACUCUUCUACCUACUGCCACUUCUGAUAAUCAUUCUUUAUCUGACAAGAUUGCACCAAUAACACCAUCCUCAUUAAUGAAAUUGAAAGAGAAUUCCACUUCGUCCAGGCCUACUCAAGGCAUUCAAAAAAUUGACAAACAGCAACCAAUUACACAAAGUUCACGAAUGUCAAAUGAGAAACGUGAACCUUCCUUAAAACAACGAACUUCUAACAAAGAAUCUACUUUCAUAGUUCCACCUUCACGGACACAGUCAAGAUCUAUCCAACAUAUGUUAGUAGUAUCUCCAAACAUGUCACCAGUAUCACCAGGAACAAAUUCAAUGUUAAUGUCACCGCCUGGAAAAAGAAUUGUUCAUGCAAAUCAGUCCGUUUGCUCUCCAUCCGCUCUUAAUGCAUCAAAGAGUCCUCAAGCUUUGAAACCAACAAUAAGUCCAAGUUUAAAACCAAGGUUAUCAGGUGCAAUAACUGAUGACGCGGCAGAACAGUUAGCAAACAAGUCAAACUAUGUCAGUAUUUUAGAAGGCACGGCCAA